ACACAUAACACAUUAAAUAUGUUCAUAACGAAGUAUUUCCGAUGUUUUUUUUUGUGAUCAUGGUGCUAAUUUGUUCCUGGAUGCAGUAGUUUCAUUAUUCCUGUCCGAAGUUGGCGGCUGUGUGCCUCUCUGACGUCACCGGGGGAUGUUUUUAUUGUUAGCGCAGGUGAAAAAAAUUUCAACAUUCACAAACCUAAGAGAUAACAAGUUUUGUUGUUUGCUUUUAAAAACAAAAGAGCAACAGCUUCUUUUCUCACUCGCUGUUUUCCUUUGGUGUUCAUAUGAAUGAGAAAUCCAGUGUGGAAGUAGUGGAGACAUGUGCAGCAAAUGCUGGACUCAAAGUCCCAGAAUGCAAUGCAGCUAUACGACGCAAAGGCUCGACUCGGCUAGCUAGUGAUCUAUGAGAUGGCAGUAUUAGCGUUAAAGUUAAAGCGUUGGAUCUGUUUGAGCAGAGUGUAGAGAUGAGGAGGUGAGAGAGCUGGAUAAAAGACUAAAGCGCCGCUGCGUCGGUCUGUCUGGGUAGAAAAGAAUUCGCUCUGACGACACUAUCAGCAGUACAGCGCGGUGGACACCAACCCGCUCUCCAUCUACAUCAUGCACCCCUUCUGGAACUCCAUGGUGAAGAUCUUGCCCACAUGGCUGGCCCCUAACCUCAUCACCUUCACUGGGUUCAUGUUCCUGGUGCUCAACUUUGCCAUCUUAUCCUUCUACGACUUUGACUUCUACGCAUCAGCGGAGGGUCAUGCACACGUGCCAAGUUGGGUUUGGAUAGCCGCAGGCCUCUUCAACUUUCUGGCAUACACACUAGACGGUGUCGAUGGGAAGCAGGCUCGCAGGACGAACUCCAGCACUCCUCUGGGCGAGCUGUUUGACCAUGGCCUGGACAGCUGGGCAUGUGUGUUCUUCGUGAGCUCCUUGUACUCUGUGUUCGGGCGUGGUGAGAGCGGAGUCAGCGUGCUCACACUCUAUGGCCUGCUCUGGGUCGUCCUCUUCUCUUUCAUCCUCUCACACUGGGAGAAAUACAACACCGGCGUGCUCUUCCUGCCCUGGGGCUACGACAUCAGCCAAGUGACAAUCUCUAUCGUGUACAUCAUCACAGCUGUGGUCGGAGUGGAGACGUGGUACAAGCCACUGAUGUGGAACAUUCUCUACAGAGACCUCUUCAUCGUCAUGAUCCUGGGUUGUUUGUUUGCUGUAACGUUACCAAUGAGCCUUUACAACGUCUUUAAGGCGUAUCGCAGUAACACACUGAAGCACAGCUCUGUGUACGAGGCCCUCCUGCCCUUCUUCUCGCCCAUGCUGCUCUUCAUCCUCGCCACGCUGUGGAUCAUCCUGUCUCCCACCAGCAUCCUAGAGCGGCAGCCCCGAAUCUUCUACCUGAUGGUGGGAACAGCCUUCGCCAACGUUACUUGUAAGCUGAUCGUGUGUCAGAUGAGUAACACACGCUGCCAGCCUCUGAGUUGGCUGUUGGUGCCGAUGGCGUUGGUGGUGUUCCUGGUGAUCUCUGGCGUGGUGCAGCAGGGUGAGACGGUACUGCUGUACGUGUGGACAGCUGUGGUCAUCCUCGCACACAUACACUACGGAGUGUCAGUGGUGAGACAGCUGAGCGGUCACUUUAAGAUCUAUGCGUUCUCGCUGAAGAAGCCCAGCUCGGACUGACAGGAGGAGGAGAAGAUCGGCCUGACGACGGCGGAGGUCUAAGCUGUCGCGGCGUCCUCCUCGACCCGCCGACGCUGAACCCAUCACCGCCGAGACACACCUCGAACCAGGAAACCAAAAGCUGCUGACUGAACACGCCUUCUCCCGCCCGGACACGCAGGACGUAGUGAUGUGGAAGACACGCCCCUUCCUCGUCCUCUGUGGAGCUGCGUGACGGGAUUGGCCGAGGCUGUUCGGCUUCUCCGGUGUCCGCUGAGCAGAUUCACUUGUUUCCUACGGAAAUGCACUUUCAGCCAAGAUACAGGAGCCUGGAAUGAUUAACACACAUCUACAUUCUUAAACCUAACCCUACACACGCACACGCACACACACACACCCACCCACACACACACAAACGCAUGCUCAUACACACACAGCAAGCCACGUGUUAACAUGUAACACAUUAAUGAAUGUUUUGUACAUUUUUGCCUUGGGCCAUUUUAUUUGGAUUUAUUUCUGGCUUAUUUUUAGUCUCAAAAGCUUAAAAAGCUCCAAAAAAAGAUGUGACUUUUUCUAAUUUAUUGCAUUACAGGAUCAUAGUGUAGAAAAAGUGGACAGUUGAAAGAGGUGGACCUUAUUUUUGGAGGGAAUCUGGGUUAGCCUUGUACUUCCUUGUGGUGUUUUAUCGGACCACUAUAAAGAAAUGCCCUGACUCAAAGCGGCAGGCGGAGCAUCAGCCGUAAUAAACCACUCACGGAUCUCAGAAGCUCUUUCGAUGAUCAACACGUGGUUUUAUGAGGCCUGACCUUUGACCCGGGAUCCCCAAGUAACCUCAGCCGCUUCUUCUUCUUUUUUUGGUUGUUUGUUUCCUGUUUUUUUACAUUGGUGAUGGUGUGUCAGGCUGCCGAGUUUUUAUUUUUUUUGUGUAUUUCUUUCUCUUUCUUUACUAGUGAGCUUUUAUUGAGUUUAUUUGUGCUUACAUGAAGAGUGCGCUUCAAAGCCUGUCCAGGAGAGGGCGCACUCGGAGUGAGCGAGUGGCACUUCGCUCCGUUCUCUAAACGCAAUAAAAGCACUAGUCCUCUCUCAGCUUUUCUUUCCCUUUAUUCUGGUGUUUGUUUUCUUUUUUCUUUUUUUUUUAUUAUUUAAAAUUUGACUCCAGCUUUCAUCGAUGUCCAAAGUGUCAGUAUGUAUGUACUAUAAUGUAUGUAGUGUGUGUGUGAGUGUGUGUGUGAGUAAGAGAUAGGGAGAGAGCAUCUUGUUAACUCUGGACACUUCAUGGUACUGUCACCAUGGGAUCAGGGUCAGUCUGUGAAAUCCAUUAGUUCAUACUUGUUACUGAUGAUGUAAUAUAAUGUAUUAUCACCACAGUUACUGUCCUAAUCAUUUUUUAUGAAUUCAGAUGACGUGAAACCUCGGAGAUCGUCCAGGGGACAUGAGUGUGAGCGUGAAUGUGACCUCGUCGCCCACUGGAGCACAUAUAUGCACAAGCAAACAGACUGCAGAAAGACUCUUUCCCUCAAAACACAACUCAAGACCCUAAUUUUUUGGGACGUUUCUGAUUAAAUAGUUGCGUUCCUUUUGUGCUGACUGUGUAACAACUAAACAGCUAUUUAAUAAACAUUUUUACACAAGGUCAGUACCUAGUGUAUAUCAGGCCAUUUAUUUUAUUUUAUUUUAUUUUAUUUUUCUAUUUUAGUCACAUAUUAGUCAAUUCUUUUUUAACAGGUGCUCUAAUGUCAGGUUCCAGGAAGUGAUGCGAUGUGUUUAAAGGAAAACUCUGGCGUUUUUCAGUCUAAUAUCUGUCUACAGAUGUGUAGCGUAUGUGUGAUUUUUAGUACAGAUAAGAAUUUCAGCAAGUUUUCCUGUACUGUGAAAACAACAGCAGACCUCAAGUUUAGGGGCAGAUGUUGAAUUUCAUCAUUAAAUGUAAAAAUAAAUAAAUAAAUAAAUAAGUAAACUAACUUGAAAUGAAGUCUAGCAAUGAAUGUUCAAAGGUGAGAUGAACAUAGGAGAUUUGUAUUAGCAAAAAUGUUACAUAAUUAUAGUUACUUAUGCGGAAUUUAACUCUUUGUAUUCAGACCCACACAAGUACCACAAGACGUUCUUCUCUUAAAAAAAGUAGUCUUAUGUUUAGAUUUAUACUUAGAUUUAGACCUUCAUUUACAAAUCCCUUUAACAAAUUUGUAAAAGCGUUCCACAAAAAUACUUUUGCACAAACAUUUAUUGACCGCUCAAACAUGUGCCCUUAGACUUUCAAUGGAAGGGAGAUUAGAGUCAUAUGUGUUUUUGUUCAUUUCCCAGUAUGAAGAUACGUGUUUAAGUUUUUAUCCAUAGUAAUCACACAUACACUACAGUUUCAUUCGAUGGACAUCAAAGUUGAAAAUCGCCCGAGUAUUCCUUUAACGGUUCUGCUACUUAUUAGCCGAGUUUUAUUACACUGUAGUGCUGAAGUCUCUGAGCAGAACAGGUUACUGUAUACUGUAUCCUUGGAUGGAUUGGACUUUAAGUUUCAGGAUCAUCCCUUAAAAAUGUGACCUUUCUAUAACUGGAUCAGGGAGCACCACAGAUCAUCUCCAUCUUUUUCUUUUUUUUUUAACUGCUUGAAUACUCAAUGUAUUAUAUCUUACUAUGUGUUUGUAAGUGGAUAAUCAGAUUAUAUUUUUCUCCUUUUUUUUUUUUUUUUUUUUUUUUGUUAACUUAAGCAAACUGCUCGAUAUGAACCACUAAAUAAUCGGUGUGAUGAAAUGCAGAUGUACUGUAUUGUGCCCUCAAUAUUGCAAAGCCCUAUUAAAUGAAAGCAGAUUGUCAAACAUG
Molecule: messenger RNA, 4452 nt
Organism: Pangasianodon hypophthalmus (striped catfish)
Lineage: Eukaryota; Metazoa; Chordata; Actinopteri; Siluriformes; Pangasiidae
Gene: selenoi
Product: selenoprotein I
Exons: 10
Biological process (GO): phosphatidylethanolamine biosynthetic process
Cellular component (GO): endoplasmic reticulum membrane; Golgi apparatus
Molecular function (GO): ethanolaminephosphotransferase activity
Source: RefSeq, a predicted model, not a curated record